Messenger RNA from Clarias gariepinus (North African catfish), 648 nucleotides. RefSeq lists its product as uncharacterized. Bases 1 to 648 code for a protein of 215 amino acids. The record is from RefSeq and is a predicted model, not a curated record. Lineage: Eukaryota; Metazoa; Chordata; Actinopteri; Siluriformes; Clariidae. The transcript is spliced from 5 exons. Gene Ontology annotation, biological process: response to bacterium.
AUGAUCACACUCUUUGUGGCUCUUUACUCUCUGCUUUGUCUCUGCACAACUGGAAAAACUUCUGCCAUCAAGGAGCUUCAGGUGAAAAUAUUAAAACAUGGUGAAAAUGUAACUAUGGAGUGUAAAAUUACUGGGGACAAAAAGAAGGAUAAUUUAGUUUGGUACAAACAGAUAUUUGGACAAGUGCCUCAGUUUAUGGCAAAAACGUACAGUGGCUCUCUGGGCUACACUUUUGCUGAAGGAUUUGAAGAUAGUCGCUUCAAUAUUACUUUAAAUGAUCAAAAGUUUGAUCUCAGCAUUAAUGAAAUAAGAGAGGAUGAUGGAGGAGAAUAUUUCUGUGGAGAAUUGGAGGGGACUGUACUAAAGUUCACAUCUGGAACACGUCUGCAGUUUGAAGGUGAAGAGAUGAAACCCUGUCCUACACCUGGAACACUUAACAAGAACACACACUCUGUUACACACCAGGGUUCAAACAGCAGAGAUGGAGAAGGUGCUUCAUCAAACAACCAUCAAACUCCCACCAAUCAGGCUGAUGAUGAAGAUGUCUUGAACUAUGCAGCUGUAAGUUUUGCUAAGAAACCUUCAUCCUCCAGAACAUCCAGAGACACGAGCCAUCAAGACGUUUAUGCACAAGUUAAAAUAAAAUAA